AUGCCCUUCUCUCUCCUUCUUUCGCCCUGGCGCUGGCGCUGGCACUGGCUCCGGCUCCGGCUCUGGCUCCGGCCUCUGCGUGUGAAUGUGUCCCGUCCGUCGUCGCCCACUCCACUCGGCGGCAGUGAUGGCCUUCGUAUCUGGCACGCCUCGGACGGCCGGUGCUGGGUCUCAUUUGCUGCCCUCUCGUUUCGUCAGGCCUCAAUGCGCGUGCCCAAGACAGGGCUGGCGAGCGGCGGCGAGGGCGGCGAGGGCGGCGUUUGCAGCGAGCAGCAUGGAGCAUAUAGCAGGGGUGCUGGCUGUGCUGCUCCUCUUUUUUUGCUCUCUCACACAGUCACGGCCACGAUCGUCGACAAAGAUGGCAGCAUCCGGGGCGUGUUUCCUGCAGCGCUGCCCUCUGCUGGCCAAGGCAGCGAAUCAAGGCGACACACAAGCGGUGAACAGCCUCAGGGAUUCGCGCAGACGGUUCGGGUUCGGACGAGGUCAAGCGCCAUGACAUGGAAGAUCUGCAGCAUGCUCGCCCUGCUCCGGCUAUCUCUGACGCCAGACGCGUCGCUACCGAAGCCUUGCGAACGGCUGACUUCAUUGUAG
Molecule: messenger RNA, 591 nt
Organism: Bipolaris maydis ATCC 48331
Lineage: Eukaryota; Fungi; Ascomycota; Dothideomycetes; Pleosporales; Pleosporaceae
Source: RefSeq, a predicted model, not a curated record